UGUCUCUCCUGCAGACUGCCCUGGCCUGGAGCCCCUGCGGCAGAAGUUGGCCACCCUCCAGGACACCCAUGCCUGGAUCCUUCAGGUCCCCCCAGAGCGCCUGGCCAUGGACUUCCAGGAGCUCCUCCACCCCUACUCUGCACCUGUCCCCUCUGCCACUCACCCACAUUCCCCAGCCCAGUGGACAGGAGGAGCAGAUGCAAGACCUACUUGGUGAGACAGGAUGGAGGGGCCUGUGUUAACGCUGGGACUGCUGGCCACCCUGGUUGUGUGUGGCUGCUGGGGUCUAAAUGAGGAGGAGCGGCUGAUCCGGUACCUGUUUAAGGAGAAGGGCUACAACAAGGAGCUCCGGCCUGUGGCUCACAAAGAGGACAGCGUGGACGUCUCACUGGCCCUCACCCUCUCCAACCUCAUUUCUCUGAAAGAAGUCGAGGAGACUCUCACCACUAACGUGUGGAUGGAGCACGGCUGGACGGACAGCCGGCUGCAGUGGGAUGUCAAGGAUUUUGGGAACAUCAGCGUCCUGCGCCUGCCCCCUGACAUGCUGUGGCUCCCAGAGAUUGUGCUGGAGAACAACAAUGACGGCUCCUUCAAGAUUUCCUACUCCUGCAACGUGCUGAUCUAUCCAUCAGGCUAUGUGUACUGGCUGCCACCUGCCAUCUUCCGCUCUUCCUGUCCCAUCUCCGUCACUUACUUCCCCUUUGACUGGCAGAACUGCUCCCUCAAGUUCAGUUCGCUCAAGUACACGGCCAAGGAGAUCACCCUGAGCCUGAAGCAGGAAGAAGAAGAUGGCCGCUCAUACCCGGUGGAGUGGAUCAUCAUCGACCCUGAGGGCUUCACAGAGAACGGGGAGUGGGAGAUAGUGCACCGGCCAGCCAGGAUCAACAUGGACCCCAGUGCCCCGCUGGACAGUCCCAACCACCAGGACAUUACCUUCUACCUCAUCAUUCGCCGAAAGCCACUCUUCUACAUCAUCAACAUCCUGGUGCCCUGCGUGCUCAUCUCCUUCAUGAUCAACCUGGUCUUCUACCUGCCAGCCGACUGUGGAGAGAAGACGUCAAUGGCAAUCUCAGUGUUGCUGGCACAGUCUGUCUUCCUGCUCCUCAUCUCCAAGCGGCUGCCGGCCACAUCCAUAGCCAUCCCCCUCAUCGGCAAGUUCCUGCUCUUUGGCAUGAUACUGGUGGCCAUGGUCGUGGUGAUCUGUGUCAUCGUGCUCAACAUCCACUUCCGCACGCCCAGCACCCACGUGCUGUCCGAGGGGGUCAAGAAGCUUUUCCUAGAGACCCUGCCCAAGUUCCUACACAUGUCCGUCCCAGAGGAGGACAGCCCCGGCCCUGGGGCCCUGGUCCGGAGGAGCAGCUCCCUGGGUUACAUCUCCAAGGCCGAGGAGUACUUCUCGCUCAAGUCCCGAAGUGACCUCAUGUUCGAGAAGCAGUCAGAGCGGCACGGGCUGGCCCGGCGCCUCACCACAGCACGCCAGCCCCCUGCAGGCUCUGAGCAGGCCCAGCAUGACCUCUUCAGUGAGCUGAAGCCAGCUGUGGAGGGGGCCAACUUCAUCGUCAACCAUAUGAGGGAUCAGAACAACUACAAUGAGGAGAAGGACUGCUGGAACCGGAUAGCCCGCACAGUAGACCAACUCUGCCUGUUUGUGGUGACGCCCAUCAUGGUGGUGGGCACGGCCUGGAUCUUCCUGCAGGGCGCCUACAACCAGCCCCCAUCCAAGCCUUUCCCCGGGGACCCCUUCUCCUACCUGGAGCAAGACAAGCGUUUCAUCUAAAGGGCUUCCCUGCCUGGGUUGGCCCAGCUCCCCAGGCAGCUUCGGUGGGGCUUUGUGCCUGAAAGGGAUGGGCCUUCAGGGGUGGCAGUAGCUGUGUGGACAGGGGCGCCUGAGAAAGGACAAGCUCCUCUUAGGGAGGCGACUCCUGGCCCUGAGACUUGAGCCAAGUUGGUUCUGCACGGCUGAGGUGGAAAUGAGCUGUGCCUCCUGAGACAAGGAAAGGCGAAGCCCCACUCCUCAAUAAAGACAGGAGCCACUGAGAAGGUCUGAGAGUGGACACUGACUGGUGGGUGGGUCAGGACGACUUUUGGGGAGAUAGGGGCCUGACUCAAGGGCCAGGGAAAAUGUCAUUCAGGCUGGCCUUUUGGGACCCUUCUGUGAGAAAGACAGUGGCCUCUUCUUGCCUCCCCUUCCUCUAGGUGGGGGUAGAGCAGGUGGGCUCCUGUGCCCUCACUUCCUGGUUCCUGCAGCUGUCAACCCCUCAUCCUUGGCUUCUGAGGCCCCCCAGAGCCUCCUUUUCCAGACCCGUUAGGGAAGGAGGUUUUGGGCAGAGGUGGGAGCACCAAUGUUUCAGAAUGUCCUUCCCAGUUCUUUCUGCUUUGGCCAUUCUGUCUGGGUCCCUGUGGGGAGCUGAGGACUCGGGUAGGAGAAUUGGACCCAGCAGCUACAGAGGCCAGAGGUCAGCCCAUCAACCUCAGCUCACAUGAGCUACCCUAGGGCCCCAGAUCUCAGCCCUCCCCCAGAGUAUCCCCUUAUGGUCACCUAUUCCUCUCCUCCAAAGUAGGGUUGCCUGGCAAAACUAAAAAAUUAUUCAUAUUUAUCUGAAAUUCAAAUUUAACUGUACAUUUUAUAUAUUUACUAGAGGCCCGGUGCACGAAAUUCAUGCAUGGGGCAAGGGGUGUC
Messenger RNA from Myotis myotis, 2680 nucleotides. It is a transcript of the gene CHRND, whose product is annotated as cholinergic receptor nicotinic delta subunit. The record is from RefSeq and is a predicted model, not a curated record. The transcript has 13 exons. Bases 224 to 1777 code for a protein of 517 amino acids. Gene Ontology annotation, cellular component: synapse; postsynaptic membrane; neuron projection. Gene Ontology annotation, biological process: chemical synaptic transmission; nervous system process; signal transduction. Gene Ontology annotation, molecular function: acetylcholine-gated monoatomic cation-selective channel activity; transmembrane signaling receptor activity. Lineage: Eukaryota; Metazoa; Chordata; Mammalia; Chiroptera; Vespertilionidae.